AUGGGCGAGACUGCACCAGCGGAGAAGAAUCAGAGUGACGAUGUGGAAUCUAAAAGUGUAACUGACCAUGAUCCCGAGGUCAAGAAAUCUGAAACAGCUGGAUCUCCUACAGAAGUUCCGGUGGCGCAGGAACCCAAAGAUUCUAACGCUGAAGAGCCUCCGGUGGAUACAGCAAAAGAUGCGGUUCCUGUACCGACCAUCCAGAUCUCCCCUGUAGAUGAUCACCAUGAUCACUAUUUUGAAAACGAACUUGCAGAUUGUUCCAUCACUCAAGAUGAAGAAGAACAAACGCCCAUACCCAAAGAUACUACGCCGUUGCCUUUGCCUAUCGAGGAGCACGACUCGACUGCAAAAAGUGAUACAGCUGAUCCGCUUCCAUCGGCUGCUCGCGCUGGAUCGGAGCGCGAAACCGACCACGCCCAGCCUACUGAUCCGAGCCGGCAAAGCCCCGUCAACGACUUUUAUCACAACAAGAAUAUCCUUUUGACCGGGGCUACCGGGUUUGUCGGUAAAGCAGUAUUGUGGAAGCUCAUCCAAUCCGUGGGUCAAGAUGUUGGCAAAAUAUACAUCUUGAUUCGAAAUGGAAGUAACAAACGUAGCAAAGUCGGUCGACCUACUGAUCGCUUUUUCAGUGAGAUCAUCUCCAGCAAGGCUUUUAUGACGUUGAAACGGCAGUUGGGAUCGUACUAUUUCCAAAAGAUUAUAGACAAAGUGGUUCCUGUCACCGGCGACAUUAUUUCGCCGGAUUUGUCCAUGAUGGAAGAAGAUCGUCAAAUGAUUAUUGAUAAUGUGAACGUUGUAAUCCACUGUGCGGCAACUCUGGAUUAUCACGAGCGAUUGGAUCUCGCACUAGAGACCAACACGCUGGGCACUUUACGUCUAAUGGAUUUAGCCGAUGAAUGUCGCAAUUUAGACGUCUUUGUUCACAUGUCGACCGCUUAUUUCAACGCAAAUCUUCCCGACGGCUACGUGCAGGAACGUGUUUAUCCCAUGGAGCUCGGUGAUCCAGAAGAACUACUCAAAGAAAUUGUUGCCCUGGAAUUACAAGAUAUUCCGAAAAUGACCCAGCGGGUUUUGGCGUACUAUCCAAAUACUUAUACCUUUACAAAAUCCUUGACCGAGCAUUUGAUACUAAAGAGAGUGGAUUACAAUCGGUUGGAGGAAGCCCAGGGAGGAAAGAACCAGUGGCCGGUGGCUAUUGUUCGCGCUACCCAGGUCGGCGCAGGAUGCUUUGAGCCUCUUCCGGGAUGGAUGGAUGGGAUCUCCGGUACCAAUGCUGCCGUCUAUCUUUUGGGGCACGGUAUCCAUGCCUUGCCAUCGGAUAUUGGCGAUUUGACGGCCGAUAUCGUGCCUGUCGACUAUCUCGCCAAAGUCAUUAUUGGCUGUCCUAUUCGUUUGAUGCCGCCGGGAAUCAAGUUCAUUCUUCCUUACAACGAAAUUCUCCACGACGAAGACGAUCACACCGCCAGUAUUGCUGUCCCCCAGAUUCAGUACUUUCCCAUCAUUUAUCAGCUUUCCGCUACGGCGAUCACUUCUAUUACCUGGCGACAAAUGUAUGAAGCGGUGCGUCAUUACUGGAAUCGCAACUCUCGCGUCAAUCUUCCACCGGGCCGACAGUAUUUUAUGAACAAUAAAGCACUUCACCGUGCAAAAACAUUUAUGCGAAGCCGGCUACCCCAGUCCCUGACUUCGGUCACCACCGUCAUCACCAACAAUAACCCUAUCAGCAAACGAUUUUCCGAUCCCAACCUUUCGAAUCGAGCCAUAGAAUUGGCCUCGCGUGCCGUAGAAGCCAACCAUCCGUUUGUACGACACCGAUGGACGUUUGAUCAUCAAAAUGUCGACGUUGUCCGUGGCCAGCUUCAAGCCGAUCCACUGUUCAAUUUGGACAUGUAUCAAACCAUCGACUGGGAAACCUACAUGCUGAGUUACAGCUUCAAUACACACCUUUUCAUCUCUCAGGGUGCGGUGGGUCUCCGAAAUAUCACCCUGCCCGCUGGCUGGGAUUGUGCCAUGUACUCCAAAUUGCCCGACGUGCGAAAUUCCAUCAUCGACAAGCAAAUCGAAUCCGUCAUUUUCAGUGCCGCCGAUAUCAACAAACGCACCGAUCGCAUGCUUGCGCAGGUGACCGACUGUCUUGAACAUCCCGGUCUCGAUACACGCGAUAAAAAGAAGGCGGAAGAAUGGGUCAAUGACUUUGACGCCAGUUUAGAUGAUUGGUGCCAUGAUGAUUCGGAAAUCUUGAAAGACGGGCGUCGUAUGGCCGAUCUCGGUCGCUGGUCGUCUCAAUCGCGGGAUCAUGACGAAGCUCUUCGUGUGGUGGUAUUGAACGAUCCUCGCGUAGGUCACAGCAUACGGCAGAUUAUCGAGACUUCCGGUGUGCCUCAGCAAACGGUGGUCGGCGAAGCUUACAAAAUUCUUCAACGUAUGCGCGAGCGCACUCAGCUUGAAUAUGUGUGGUUCGCCGGGGCGUUCUUGGAUGCUCUAUUUAAACGUCUUUUCAUGAGUAUUCGUAUCUGCGAAGAAGACUUGGCAAAGCUCAAACAGCAGAUCCAGGGCAAAAAUGUGGUUUACAUGCCCGUGUCAAAAACCAUGAUGGAUCAACUACUAAUAUGGUAUAUUUGUCUUCGAUAUCAUUUGCCCGUCCCCGCUAUUGUAUGCGACGAAGCUUUGGCAUUGCUCGGCCCUAUUUCUGAUAUAAUGAGAAUUGCCGGCGCAUUCUUUGUACGACGUGAUCAGAAAACACGUUCGCCGUUGAACACCGCUGUCACUGCCGCUUACACCGAAGCUCUGCUGAAUGAACACGGGGCAUUAUCCAUGUUGAUCGAAAAGACACGUUCUCGUACCGGUCGCGUGCAGAGCGCAUAUCCCGAUGGCAUGAUUGAAAUGAUUUUGGACGCAUCACUCGAAAAGGGCUCCAAAACACCAACGCAAGAUCCGUAUUCUCCCCCUGCUUCGCCCGCACCUUCGACUGAAAGCGGGUCCAAUCACAGAAAUGUCACCUUUGUGCCUAUCAAUAUAACCUACGAAAAGAUCCCGGAAUUGCGUACGCUCAUUGACCAAGUGCUGGACCAGAAACCGAGAGAGACCUCGACGACACUGGCAUCUUCGUUGCUUCGACCGAGUGCUUCAGUGGCCGAUCGUGCCGCCAACAAAGACAAUGGGGCCGUGGAACAGGGCAAAUACGGUCGUGUGUUCGUCAGUUUUGGCGAAUCAUUAUCUUUGCAGGACGUCAUCGAAGCCACCGGUCCUUGCUCGACUUCCAACUUGAAAGAUGCGUCGGCUCAUCGUAAGGAAGCCAUGGCUGACUAUAUCGCGAAAGCGGUUCAACGUAAGCAGCACGAGGCUACCAUUGUCAGCCCAGUGGCUCUUGUUGCUGCUACGGUGCUUUUCGGUCGAGCCAUUAACGGGAUUUCCAUGGGAAAAAUCUAUGAGCUGGUUGGCUGGUUGCGCCAUGAAAUUUGCUACCAGUACAAGAUGAAGCUCGAUUGGGAAGAAGAAGAGGAUGUGCAAACGAUUGUUGCUUACGCACUCAAUUUUCUCGAUGCAAGAACCAACAUUAUCUACGACAGCAAGCGCAUUACAGACAACACCAAAGUGCGUGUGGUGGAGCAUGCCGAUAACGUGAUGGACUUGUCGUACAUGGCGAGCCAGUUGAUUGAGAUUUUCUUACCUAAAGCAAUACUGGCCGUUGUGUAUCUGUCCGCCGCCCCUCUCGAAAUCACGCGAAAUGAACUUUAUGAUCAAUUUGCCUUUUUGGUGCGUCUCUUCAAGGAUGAAUUUAUAUAUCCAUGGAAUGUGGAGGAGACAUUCCAAUGUGUGCUAGAUCAGUUCGUCUUUCAGGGUAUCCUUGUCGCGGUGGAGGAGGACAAGUACAAGAAAGCAGUGACAUCGGACACCGAUGAACAUGUCUUUACUCAGUUAUGCUUAUUGGCGUCGUUCUUAUAUCCCAUCCUCGAUGCUUAUUGGAUCACAUCAUGCUCCUUGUCAGCGCUUCGCGAUCUGCCUUUUAUGCCGCGAAAGAUUGUUCCUAUUCUUGCUCAAUGGAUUGCCGCCCACCUGAUCAGUGGUCGACGUACCAUUUACCGUGAAGUCCUAUCGACCGAAGCCAGCCAGAAUGCCGUGGACAACUUUUUAGCCAUCGGUUUUAUCGAUGCCGUGCAUCCCAAGAGUCACCUUUCACCAGAUGCCCAGAUUCUUUUGCUUGAGCUUGGUAUCACCACCAACGAAGAUCUCGUCAUGGUAGCUCAACGGUCUGACGUGCCCGCUGCUGUUACGAAUACCACACCCGAUAAUGUAAAUUCACUCUCUCGACUCAAAGAUAUUGCAUCGUUGUGUCACGAAAUAGAGAAAUACCGGUUUGGAGCGAAUAUUCAGCCUGCAAACUACCAGCAAAACGCGCAGGUGUUUGAUAAAUGCCAGAAUCAGAUUCGCAGCAUCUUGCGUGCGGAAAAAAGCUAUGCCUCGCAACAUGGUAUGAAUUUGAUGCGCGCAGAAGAUCAAAUGAUCCAACUCGUGUAUUCGCUGAAAAUGGCGGCUUCGAGUACGGCCGCUUCUGGCGAAGCCGGUCGACGCAACCCCAGACGCGUAUCAGAAGUGUACCAUCUGAGAUCUACCUAA
Messenger RNA from Radiomyces spectabilis, 4620 nucleotides. Its product is annotated as male sterility protein-domain-containing protein. NCBI's taxonomy places the organism in Eukaryota, Fungi, Mucoromycota, Mucoromycetes, Mucorales, Radiomycetaceae. The transcript has 14 exons. Gene Ontology annotation, cellular component: mitochondrial membrane. The record is from RefSeq and is a predicted model, not a curated record. The coding region runs from base 1 to 4620 and encodes 1539 amino acids.